Plasmodium inui San Antonio 1 is the source of this 948-nucleotide messenger RNA. RefSeq lists its product as hypothetical. The record is from RefSeq and is a predicted model, not a curated record. Bases 1 to 948 code for a protein of 315 amino acids. Lineage: Eukaryota; Apicomplexa; Aconoidasida; Haemosporida; Plasmodiidae. The transcript is spliced from 2 exons.
AUGACACCAAAAUUAAGCUAUGGAAUUAUUCUUACUAAAUUAUUGUUCUGCAUCUCUCUGUUCUGGGCCAUCAACUACUCCAAUGAGAAGAAAAAGACACACAAUGUUUUAAACGUAAGGACUAGUCGAUUAUUGAGAGGAUACGAAGAAACUCACAGAAAUAACGGAUAUGAGAAUUUAAAAGAAAAGUUGAUGGGGUUCGUGGAUGAAGAUGAUGCAAAAUUUACAAGCCGCCUAAAGUCUUCUAUGAAAGAUCAUAAAUUUAAAGAACAAUUCAAUUUAUUAAUGAAUUAUGAUGAUGACGAUGAUAUUACCUCAAAAUAUAAAGCAAUAGUCGGUGAUCGAUGUCAUAAAAACUCACAUCCCAAUUUAGGGUAUACUUUCAAAUUUACCAAGGGCAAACGUAAAAAUUCUUCUCGUAAUAAAUAUCACUCACAAUAUCUUACCUAUCACUAUGAUUCUAAAAAUGCAGAAGAAUAUGGACAUCUCAACCAAAAUUUACGUAAACAAAAAAUCGCUUAUAAAAAGGGAAGUGGCUAUAAGAAUCAUUACGAUGAUGAUGAUUCUCAUGAGGACUAUGACAAAGACUAUGACAGAUACUGUAGGAAAGACUCUCAAAAAGACUAUGUUGAUGACGAUCAUGAUGACGAUCAUGAUAACUAUGAUGAUGACCAUGAUGAUGACCAUGAUGAUGACCAUGAUGAUGACUAUGAUGAUGACCAUGAUGAUGACCAUGUUGAUGACCAUGAUGAUCACUAUGAUGUUGCCCAUGAUGAUGACCAUGAUGAUGACCAUGAUGAUGACUAUGAUGAUGACCAUGAUGAUGACCAUGAUGAUGACUAUGAUGAUGACCAUGAUGAUGACCAUGAUGAUAACUAUGAUGAUGAAUAUGAUAAUGAACACGGAAGUACAUAUGGAAAUAAAUAUGAAAAUCAAUUUGGAAACUGA